CUCCUGUGUGCGUGGAGCACUGGAGACAGGCCAGUUCCAGACUAUGUAAGAAAAUGCAAUGUGGAUUUGUUAACAUGUACAGUUGAGAGAGAGAGUGGUUGGUGUAACCUGUGUGGCCAGAAGGUCUAAAUUAGAGAAGGCGGUGGUAGCUUCAGUUCACACCCUGCAGUUGCUUUCUGUGCUAACUCCUUUAUUCUGACCUUUGGCAUGGCAGCUUUAAUUUGGGGGCCCAAUCCAGAGAUAGUGGGGAUGGGGGGCGAAGGUGGAGGGAUGGAACCGCUUCCAUGUGAGGAGAGAGUAAGAAGACUGGGACAACUAAGCAGGGAUGUGAGAGAUCUAUAAAAUUAUGACUGGGGUGGAGAAAGUAAAUAAGGAAGUGUUAUUUAUCCCUUCACAUCACCCAUGGACCAGGUGUCACCCAAUGAUAUUAAUAGGCAGCAGGUUUAAAACAAAAGGAAGUACUGUGGAAGUCAACCUGUGGAACUCAUUGCCAGGGGAUGUUGUGAAGGCCAAAAGUAUAACUGGGUUCAAAAAUGAAAGGUCCAUCAAUGGCUAUUAGCCAAGAUGGUCGGGGCACAACCCAAUGCUCUGGGUGGCCCUAAACCUCUGAUUGCUAGAAGCUGGGACUGGAUGAUGGGAUGGAUCACUUGAUAAAUUGCCUUAUUUUGUUCAUUCCCUCUGAAGCAUCUGGCAUUGGCUGCUGUUGGAAGACAGGAUGGUGGGCUACAUGGCCAUACUGGGUCAGAGCAAUGGUCUAUUCUUAUGUUCUUAGGGAUAUGGGUGACAUGUUGGGAAAUGAGACUUUAGAGUCCAGCUAGUGUAACGCAGAGUGGGUUAGCAGAAGGUGUAAUCUAAUGAGGUAUGCACUCACUCUGUAUUAACUAGAGUUGGUCCAGAGCUUAUGCACUUCUUAGAUACAGGUAGGUGAUAGCUAGGUCAGGAAGGGUUCUUGCAGGGUGCCUGUUGGCAGCCUUUCCUAUGCAGUUACACAUACAGGAAAGCCAGACAGUCCCAGACCUUGAGGAAGUCAGGCACUGCUAAAUACUUGGUUAGCUUCCUCCUGGGUUGGAAGGAAGCCAGCCUGUAGCCUUAGGGCUAUUUCUCUACAAGAGAAUAAAAAGCAGUGGCCCUCCGAGUCUGGAUUGGGAUCGCAGGGCUCUUGGCUCUUUGGAGGUGGAAGUGAGUGGGUACUUACGGGUCUGAGUCUUGCUCUGGCACUGUCCUGGAGGGUGCAGUGUUCCUAAGGAAGGAUUGGCUCCCUUGUCUUCAGCCCCUCCCCACUUCACUAAAGGAGCAAAGCCUUGGGGGGGAGUUGGAAGUGCAGUGAUCAGAGAAAACAUGGCGAGGUGAGGCUCCCUUGGGAGGCCAGUUCACUCUGUCAGAAACAAGAGCUUACUCAACCUGUUCAGCUUCAUUCUUUCUCUUCAUGGUCACUUGGGUGCAAGAGGACAUUGCACAGGGAGAAGCAAAGUGGAGCUGAUCUCUUUGCAUGUAGUUCCUGGGCUAAUAUUUCUUGCAUCUGCGAACAGCCUCCACUGUCCUGGGUCCUUCCCCUAGACUGAGUGUGGACACUCCAUCUUCAAGUGGUAACCCUUCCCUGCUCUAACCCCUGGGUUGUGGAGGCCCGCACAAUGAGUGCACUGGAGUGGCUGCUUUCAGGUGUUACCUACAGGAACGAAAGCCCCUUCCAGAGUGGCUGCACUAAAGAGAUAGCUUGUCGAACUUCUCAGAAGAAAUGUCUCAACAUUCAUCUGUCUGGAUGCAUGAUUGAGAACUUAAAAGUUAGUCUGAGAAAAGACCUGACCAGUCCCUCUAAGUAUUGAGUCCAAAAUGGAUACUCCUGAAUGCAGAACUAAAAGGGAAGAUGCUUGUCCCUCUGCAGACCAGCCUUACGAUGCCUAAGCAUUCAUUUGGCUGGCAAUUUAGAAAAGCCAAUUCUAAACAAACAGAAUCUUAGCAAAUUCCAUUCUUCUCUCAGCCCGAUUGGUGCUCCAACUACCUUAGAAGCUGCUCACUGUUGAUUUUCUUCUUCAGGCCUAGAACUCUAGAUACCCAUCUAAACAGAUCCUAUUUGUGAGGAAAAGUGCUACAGUGAAGUUAAAAGGGGAGAGAAUAAAUGAGGGCAUCACCAAAGCCUACUGAUGGUGGAAUAGUUGAGGAUAUUGUCUCUUCCAGAUGUUCACCCAGUCCUAGUGAGCCCUUCUUCCCCAGAACAUUAUGCUACAGAAAAUGUGGAAGUGGCCAAUACAGAUGUGAUUCUAGAGAGGUCUCAAAUCUGCAUCCUGCUUCUUAGCUAAAAUCCCUGCAGCUGAUAAAGACUCAGUGGAAUGUGUCAGGAGCAUGGAGCUCCAGGAAUGGGGAGAGCUAGGAAUGGAAAGCUAUUUCUAUGGCUAAGAGUCUGAGGAAGAUAUUCUGGGUAGGGCUUGAUAAUGGUGACUGAGUAGGAAGUGAAUUGGCAUAGAUAAGCAUGUUAACUGGGUGCUGGCAGAGAGACUUGUCAUUACUUUGUUUGCUCCUGGAUGGUCUUUCUAAGUGCCGGUUACUGUGGUAUCCAGACAAGACUUGUAACCAGCUUACAGCAAGUCAUGAAGUAAGAAAUGCAUCUCACUCCUUGACAUGGGGCUGAGGAACUGUUUCAGACAGGAUCUGAAUAAAGUACUGGAAGUGAUUUCAAUCAGCCUACUAAUAUUCCCCAUUGCUUUUGUUCUUACUGCUACUCUUUUUUCCAUUUCUUUGGAAUCCAGAUUCUACCUUCUUGCAUGUUUGUAGAACAAGGCCAUUUAAAGGAACAUGGGCAGUUUAAAAUUCAUAUGUUACCUUUCUUAGCAACCUAAAUAAAGGACAUCUUGGGUUAUUAAAAAUCUAAUGUUAACGGUUUUUCAUGUCAUUCUGCUUGAACAAUGAUCAGCUGAUCAGUUUCAUUUUCCAGUUCUUACAUGGAUUAGCACAGUACUAUAAAACAGAGGGUGAUGCUUUUUAAACAUUCCAGGUGGUAUUUCUAGUCAUCUCAGAAUCUUGUGAAAAUACUUUUUUUAUGAAGAAACAAAGCAUUGGGGCCAAAUCCCUUGGCCUUUUGUCUUUAACACUUCACCCAUCACAAUGGGAAUGGUGUGCCUUUUUUAAGAACACAAAAUCUUGCUUAAAUAGACUGAUAAUGGGACUAAGGAACCAGCAAAGAUGAGUUGCUUAGUAGAGGUGGCCCUUUAACUAACGGUCGAACAAAACCUGGAACCUAAGUACCCUAAAGAGGCGGUUUACAAGAUGAGGUUAUUUAUGCAGAGUUGAUCUUUGGUGCAGGUUUUUUCUCUAUAUAAACAAGUUUUAGAAGUUUGUCACACUGGGUACAGUAAAUUCCAAUAGUGCAACUUAUUUUUGCUUAGUGUCUUCAGUUUGAAAAUAGCACAGGGGUUAAUAUAUUGCUCUGUCUUGAUCUGUGCUCUCUUGAGUUCAUUCAUAGGCAAAUACUAAGGACCGGGUUGGCUUUCUUUUGUAUUUUAAAAAAAAAAAAACCCCGAACACAUUUGAGCUAGAACUCAAUGAGACUCUCGACCUCCUUCUGGGAAUCCUGGCCUCCUGCUCCUAGGGAAUCCCUGAUUCCCACUGUUCUGGGAAGUAACAGCACAUCUGUAGCCAUAACAAUGGAGUGUGAUGUCAUCUAGAAGACAGGAUGGUCAUUCAGGGGCAGCAUCGCGGGAGUGUGAACUUCCUGCUGGCGGUAGGGGAAAAUGCAUCCCUGGAGAAAGCCGCAGUCCAGACUAGGAAAUGAACCUGCAAGGCUCUGGGUGAACAAGGCAGGGGCAGUGCUGCUUUUGAUAGCAGCGUAUGCUUGCCGUUCUGUGCUUCAGAGCCCCGAGGAGCCUGUUCCUGAGAUGGGGGAGGGACGCUUGGCGCUCUUUUUGUGGUGUGCCUGACCCCGAUAGGCUGAGCUGGGACAGGAAGUGACUUAGAUAUGGGCCAAGCUCUAUAGAAAUACUACAAGCAGCUGCUCAUGGCAGCUUACUGAUGGGCCUAAUCUUUUUGCUCUCCUCUCUUCUGGGCUCUGAGGGGAGCCUCGUAGGCCAGAUCCUAUACCCUGUGCUUCCAAGGUUCUUGCAGUAGCCCUGCUUCCUUGGGGUUGGGGAGGUCUGCGGCUCAGAAGGCCAUUGCUGUACUUGGACACUUGGGCCUGUGUCAGCAGGGGAGGCACAGCGCUGUAACUCGGAACUCCAGUCCAUCCUUUUGUUCUCUUCACCACCACCUCUUUCCAGGCUGGGUCUGUCUGCAAGUGCUGGAUGCAGGCAGGAAACUCCAAGCGUGUUGGUGGAAUGACUCAGCCACUGGAUGUUCCCAUGGAGGCUCAUUAAGGCCACAUGCAGGCCAGGGAGCCAAGAGCUUCCAAACAUUGAACUCUCUCUAAACAGGGUGUGUAAUGAGGGCAGCAGAGGCAGCAUGCUCUUAAGCCGGGCGCAGGGAUGAAGCUGAUCAUGCUUUAGUGACUAAUGCAGGGACUCCCCACAGCCUUGCUGUGAGGUGGGACCAACAAAGUACAGUGAGGCACAGAGUAGAUACAGGGGCAAUUGAUGGCCACCUGGAGAAUCAAUGAGUUAUUGCUUCAUGCAAAUGCACAGGGGCUUAGAAGAACCCAGGAGCGUUGCACUUGACUGUACUAACUUGCUAACUUGCCUCCGGCUCUGAGGAAUCCAGCUGCUUUCAGGAAAGAGCAGGCAAUUCCUGUGAUAAACCAUGUCGGAGGCUGUGGACCUGUCUUUCCUGUCGGAGGCGGAGAGGGAUAUGAUCCUGCAAGUCCUGCAGCGAGAUGAAGAGCUCCGCAAGGCUGAGGAGAGAAGGGUCAGGCGACUGAAGAAUGAGCUGCUGGAGAUCCGGCGCAAAGGGGCCAAGCGGGGCAGCCAGCGCUACAGCGAGAGGACGUGUGCCCGGUGCCAGCAGAGCUUGGGCCGGGUGAGCCCCAAGGCCAACACCUGCCGUGGCUGCAACCACCUGGUGUGUCGGGACUGCCGCUCCUACAGCAUCAACAGCACCUGGCGCUGCAAAGUCUGCACCAAGGAAGCAGAGUUGAAGAAGACAACCGGUGACUGGUUCUAUGACCAAAGAGUCAAUCGCUUUGCAAACAAGCUGGGGAUCGACAUAGUGAGAAUGUCCCUUCGGCGCAAACCUCAAGCCAACAAAAGGGAAACAGUGGGGCAAACCCUUCUCCAGCAGGCACAGCCGAACGAUCCAAAAGACUUGCCCGUGGCAAAGCAGAAGAGUCUCCAGGAGCGACAGAAGGAGCCCAGAAUGCCUCCUGAAGCCUUGGACCCCCGAGAUGGGAAGAGUGAUACCGAGUCCAUGGAGAACAUGAGUCUGGAUGGGUACAGACCCAACGCCACUGGCACAGGUGUCAGCUCCAGGAGAAAUUCCCUGGAUAAAACUGUCACUUUUCAAGAGGGGAAGCGAAGGCGUGGUCCCGUGGGCUCCAAUGUAUCCACCCUCCCCAUCCCCACCCACUCCGGAGACACUACUCCCUCCAGCUCAGAAAGUGAAGCUCGUGUGGGGAGCCAUGGUGUAGUGUCCGCAGAUGAGAACGAAACCAUAUUCAAGAAGAAUCCCCGGAGAACCCUGAGGCCUGCAGACUACACAAAGUCAGUGAUUGAUCUGCGCCCGGAGGAGCUAGGAAGUGAAAGCGGCUCCAUGGGAGACAGAAGCAAGUCGGUUCCAGGUCUCAACACUGAAGUGGAUGAGGAGGAGGAAGACAUUGACAACCUGGUGGAGAUCCAUCGCCGGAGGACAGCCAGAAGCAGCAUGUACAGCGGCACCUCUUCGAGCACACUGGGGAGCAUGGUCAGCAUUUACAGCGAGGCUGGUGACUUCGGCAACGUCUUUGUCACGGGAGAGAUCGCCUUCUCUCUGAGCUACGAGCACAAGACUCAGACCCUGUUCAUCCACGUGAAGGAGUGUCGCCAGCUGGCCUAUGCCGACGAGGCCAAGAAGCGCUCCAACCCAUAUGUGAAGACCUACCUCCUGCCUGAUAAAUCCCGGCAAGGCAAACGCAAGACAACCAUCAAACGCAACAGUGUCAACCCGCUGUACAAUGAGCUGCUCAAGUAUGAGAUCAGCAAGUCCCUCCUGCUCACAAGAACCUUGCAGUUCUCAGUCUGGCACCAUGAUCGCUUUGGCCGAAACACCUUCUUGGGGGAGGUGGAGAUCCCGAUGGAUUCCUGGAACUUUGAGAGCCAGCUGGAAGAGCGUGUCCCCCUGCAUGGCAAGGCUGAUGCUGACUCUGCGGGCUCCCAGCAGUACAGAGGAGAGUUGGUGGUUUCCAUGAAGUACAUCCCAUCUUCCAAACACCCAGGGGCGGGUAAUGGGAAAAAGGGCAAACGGGAGGAAGGAGGUGAACUCCAGGUCUGGAUCAAAGAGGCCAAGAACCUCAUAGCUGCCAAAUCUGGAGGGACCUCUGACAGCUUUGUCAAGGGCUACCUGCUGCCGCUCCGAAACAAGGCCACCAAGAGGAAGACUCCUGUGAUGAAGAAGACCCUGAAUCCUCACUACAAUCACACCUUUGUCUACAAUGGCAUCAGCCCAGAGGACCUGCAGCACAUCUGUCUGGAGCUGACUGUCUGGGACCGUGAGCCAUUGUCCAGCAAUGACUUCCUGGGAGGAGUCAGGCUGGGAAUUGGGAAUGGUAUGAGUAAGGACCAGGUGGUUGACUGGAUGGACUCCACAGGAGAGGAGGUGAGCCUGUGGCAGAAGAUGCGUCAGUUCCCGGGCUCCUGGGCAGAAGGAACACUACAGCUCCGCUCCACCAUGGCCAAGCCAAGAGCAUAGCCAUAGCCAUAGCCUGGGCGCUGGGCCUGAAACCAGCUUUAGCAAGGCAGCACCAGGCGGAGGCAACCGAACUGAAACCACGGCACCAGCAAGGGCCGCAUGUAGGAUCUAAUGGAGUGGGAGCAGGCUCUGGCUUUCGCCUGUGUAGUAAUAAAGCUAAUUGUGUCUUCAGCAGGCUCAGCCUAACAGCCUGUUCUUGGCAGCAGCUUAUUUUAUGUAAAGGGUUUUUUUCUCUUAACUUGGCUGGAAUUGAAUUCCGUAGGGUCUCCCCCCUUGUAGGGGCUAAGUGCUUUUAAAACUUGUUUUUCUUAGCGUUUUCACCUCUCCCUCUCCCAUGUAGUUUGUUUGAUUGCCCUACCUACAGCUUCCACUGUUGUCUCCCCUUCCCUCUGUCCUCCUGGGAUGGUGCAGAUAGAAUCAGACACUACAAACUAGAGCUGCAUGGGCAUAAGCAAUCAAUAUUUGGUAUGUAGAAUGUGAGAAUACCCAGUGCUGUUGAGACAUGGGCUGGUGGGGGAAGGAAGAAACAAGCCCAUGCCUGUUAGAGUACUGUGCCCUGAUUAGGGUAGGGUGUUUUUCACUGGCAGAAGGGAAAGCAGCUAGGAGAGCUCUGUGCCGAUCUCAGCUGGGGGAAGUGGCUUUGAAACAAACAUCCACAUGCUGUCUCCUCUUACGAGCAGGCUAGCUGGGUAUCAGUCAUGCCAGAGCUGCAGGACUUCUCUGGUGGGGCGGUGGUCUGUUUUCCCCUUAUGCUGGGGGUUGUUCAGAAUUUGUGGUGGAGAUAGCAGUCCUUACUGUUGCUGCUUCCCCUCCCACCCGCCAAGCCCUCCCAACUUCCCAGCACUCCUGCUCCAGCUCUCUUACACAGAUUUAUUCAUUUAAAAUACAGAAUGUUGUGGGGGUCAAAACGGUGGCCAACAAGAGGGCAACAGCCCCUCUUGGAGGAAAGGAAAAGCAAAUUCUACGGCAUGAGUUAAAAUCCACAUCAAACAACUGUCUGGGAGGGCAGUCUUUGUACUGGCAGAUGCACUGUGAUUCCUGCUUGGUUACUGUGUCAAGGCUCACCACAAAGGACUAUCUGUUUUAAUAAAGGUUUUCUUGCUGUU
Molecule: messenger RNA, 7907 nt
Organism: Chelonia mydas (Green sea turtle)
Lineage: Eukaryota; Metazoa; Chordata; Testudines; Cheloniidae
Gene: SYTL4
Product: synaptotagmin like 4
Exons: 16
Coding region: 4723-6801 (692 amino acids)
Biological process (GO): exocytosis; intracellular protein transport
Cellular component (GO): plasma membrane; exocytic vesicle
Molecular function (GO): small GTPase binding; neurexin family protein binding; phospholipid binding
Source: RefSeq, a predicted model, not a curated record